Microthlaspi erraticum is the source of this 2028-nucleotide messenger RNA. NCBI's taxonomy places the organism in Eukaryota, Viridiplantae, Streptophyta, Magnoliopsida, Brassicales, Brassicaceae. The record is from the annotation of a GenBank genome assembly.
AUGGUGAACGCUAUGGUGGAGAGAGCGACGAGCGAGAUGCUGAUCGGACCGGAUUGGGCUAUGAACCUCGAGAUCUGUGACAUGCUCAAUAGCGAUCCAGCGCAAGCUAAAGAUGUUGUGAAAGGCGUAAAAAAACGGAUUGGUAGCAGGAAUCCAAAAGCUCAACUUCUAGCCUUAACUUUGCUUGAGACAAUAGUGAAGAACUGUGGGGACAUGGUUCAUAUGCAUGUGGCUGAGAAGGGUGUUAUUCAUGAGAUGGUCCGGAUUGUGAAGAAGAAACCGGACUUCCAUGUCAAAGAGAAGAUCCUGGUCCUUAUCGAUACAUGGCAAGAGGCCUUUGGUGGCCCUAGGGCAAGAUAUCCACAAUACUAUGCAGGAUACCAGGAAUUGUUGCGUGCUGGGGCUGUUUUCCCUCAGAGAUCAGAGAGAUCAGCUCCUGUGUUCACACCUCCACAAACACAGCCUUUGACAUCUUACCCUCCAAAUCUUCGUAAUGCUGGACCUAUUGAUGAUAUGCCUGAACCUUCAGCAGAGCCAGAGUUUCCGACACUGAGUUUGUCGGAGAUUCAAAAUGCAAAAGGUAUCAUGGACGUGCUUGCGGAAAUGCUGAGUGCAUUAGAGCCGGGUAACAAGGAGGACCUUAAACAGGAGGUGAUGGUCGAUCUGGUGGAGCAGUGUCGUACAUACAAACAAAGAGUGGUACACUUAGUCAACUCUACUUCGGACGAGUCUCUAUUAUGUCAAGGUCUGGCGUUGAAUGAUGACUUGCAGCGGGUCUUAACUAGUUAUGAAGCAAUCGCUUCUGGAACUCCUGGAACUUCUGUUCGAAUCGAGCAGCCCAAGUCUGCGACAGGAAAUUCCCUUGUUGAUGUUGAUGGUCCCCUCAUUGAUACUGGAGACAGCAGUAAUCAGGCGAACGGAGCUACAUCAAGUUCUAGUAACGGGGUUCUAAAUCAGUUGGCCCUCCCUGCACCACCUGUAACUAAUGGUUCAGCCAAUUCCAAAAUAGACCUCCUCAGUGGCGAUGAUCUUGCCCUUGUUCCUGUUGGACCUCCUCAACCACCAAGUCCGGUUGCAUCAGAUCAAAAUGCACUUACCCUUAUCGAUAUGUUCUCAGACAAUACUAGUAGUCCAAGUCCUGCAGCUGCACCGACUGGCAAUUCAGCUCCCCAGGGUAGCCCUUUGAAUCCUCAGUUGCACCAGCAACCAAAUAGUCAGCCUGGAGAAACUGGAUUACAACAAUCCAAUGGAUUUGCGCCACACGGGGGUUAUUCGCAGUUUGAGCAGCCAUCAUACGGGCAAGGGGCCUCUUCUCCCUGGAACAGUCAGCCUGCGCAGCCUCCACAGCAGUUUCAACAACCGCAGCAGCCAUCUUAUGGUGCCCAAGACAGUAUGGCAUUUCCACCUCCCCCAUGGGAAGCUCAGCACCAAGACUUCAGUCCCACUGCGGAGUCAGGAAGUCCGUUUUCUCCUCAAACGCAUCCGACGCAGGUCUCCUACACACAUGCUCAACCAGUUAACAACAGCAGUCCAUAUGCUCAAAUGCCCCAAACUGGCCAACCGGUUAACAACAACAGUCCAUAUCCUCAAAUGCCCCAAACCGGUAGCGGUAUGUACAUGCAACAGCCAAUGCCAAACCAACCCAAUCAGGCUCCAGGGCAAGGCUAUCCACCCCAGCAACAGCAACAGCAGAUGAUGAUGGCUCAGUUCUAUGCUCAACAGCAACAACAACAACAACAACAACAACAGCAGCAGCAACAGGCGUAUAGCAACCAGAUGGGAGGAUAUGGAUAUGGCUACAAUCAACAGCAACAAGGAAGCAGCCCGUAUCUGGACCAGCAAAUGUACGGUUUAUCAAUCAGAGACCAGACUUCGCAUCAGGUACCAUCGUCAUCAUCGUCUACCUCGUCUUAUCUUCCUCCUAUGAAACCGAAGAACAAACCAGAGGACAAGCUAUUUGGGGAUCUGGUUGACAUCUCCAAAUUCAAGCCUACAAAACCGACAUCCGGAAGAGCUGGUACCAUGUGA